AUGCCGGUUCGAUCGUGCGGCCGAAUCGUUGGGUGGGCGUGGCCGCUUUUGGUCUUGAGCCUGGCGGUUCUCCAGCCAGUUGUGGUGCAAGCAGAUGUGUGCGAUCCGACGCCACAGGCUUCAGCCGCAUGGAACGUCAGCUUGGUGGCGCAGCACGGGGCUGGUCCCGCCCACAACCGCCUGUUUUUGCCUGAUGAAAGCUAUACGCUCGCGCUUGAGGCGCACGAGGUAUCCUCGGGCCAGGCUCUGGACGUGGCCGGCCUACAGGUCGCCUUGCUUGCUGGUCCGGGCCAGUUGCAAGGGGCCAAAUCUUGUGGAACUGGCAUUCCCUAUGCCGAUGCUACUCCGCCCGUUUGGGCAGCGCCGGCGCCGCGCGCCCUGUCAACCUCUGGGCCUCACAUUGUUCAGCUACGCGUCUUUGCCACGGUGAACGGCUCCGCCUACCGCGCGCUCUUCAAUCUCACCUUUGACUGUGGGUGCGCCGCCCGUGAUGGCGGGGGUCAGUGUACUCAAUGCACCCCCUGUGAAGUUGCGUGCCCCGCCGGCGAGGGUCUUUCUGGCAGUGAUAUCUGCGAGGGCGAAGACGUCAGCAACGCCUAUUGCCAAACCUGUGGGACUGGGUUUUUCAAAGCGACCAGCGAUGGUGCCGCCUGCCAGCGCUGCGGAACUUGCGGUGCGGGAACAACCGCCAUUCGGGACUGCACCGCGCGCCAGAAUGCCCUCUGUGUCUCGACGUCGGAGCGCGACGCCAUGCUCGCUCUGCGCCAGUCCCUGCUCGACGCCAGCGUCUGGAGUGAUGACAACUACUGCGCAUGGACAGGGGUCACCUGCUCACAGCCCACGCCGCCUUUGGCUCGAGUGCAGGACAUUAUCCUGCCUGGCCCCCUUGCAUCGACACCGGGCGUCGCUACGGGCCUGCCUGCUGCCUUGGCCAAUCUUCCCGCCCUCGAGACAUUGACUGCUGUGGCCGCUCACUUGACCGGGCCCUUCCCUCCAGCUCUAGCCGCUAUCAGCACCCUUCGCGAACUCGACCUGAGCCAAAACCAGCUGAACAGCAGCCUGGCCGACCCUGCCCUGGUGACACUCCUACCCCAGCUGCGCGUUCUCAAACUUGGCAACAACCACCUCACUGGCCAGCUGUCGACCGCGUGGCUCUCUGAGGCCGCCCCCAGCCUUACAACGCUCGAGCUGCAUAACAAUCGCUUGCGUGGUUUCUUGGUCUCCAGCCCGGGUCCCUCCACCGAUGAGCUGCAGGGCAGCGCCUUGCAGGCGCUGCGCGUCGACGGCAACAUGCUCUUUGGCCCCCUGCCCCCGCUCAUUGCCAUUCCAGCCCUUAGCAGCCUCCAGCUUAAUCAGGGCUCCGGAUUUGGCUUUGACUGUCCUCCCCUCACUGGUUUUGCCCCGUUCAGCUGCUCCACCUGCGGUGUACCCGCCGCUCGCCCUUUAACCGACACAACUGCAGACCUGCCUGCGGCUGUAGCACGAAGCUCGGGUGAAGAAAUUCCCGUGGCCUGCUUGCCAGACCAUCUCACGCUGCAGGGAAACAGCACGUUUUAUCUGACGUGCGUUUCGCCGAAUGAUAGCACCCAAACGCCCGUCGAACAAAACGCUUCCUACGUCUGCACCGACUCCACCAACACUGCCGCCUGCGCAUGUCAUCCCGUCCGUGCCAUCAACAUCACCCACUACCUACUGCUCGUCAAUGUCAGCUUGGCACAGGCCACUGCCGCUCAAGACGACCUGCAGGCUCUCGUGGCUACUGACGUCCUUCAGGGAUUGGCCCGCCACGUUUGGCUGACCCUGGAAGCGGUGCGCCCUCCUGCCACGCUCGCCACUCAAGCACCCACCAUCACGGAGGCGCGUCGGCGCAGUGGCACGGCUGUCGAACCAUCAACGCCCGCUACACUUUGUAUGCUGACUGUGCUCAUCGAUACCAUUGGCAGCGGCAGCCCCAACUUUCGUGCUGCCACAUUGGACGACCGCCUGACGACUUUGCCCUGGGCUGAGCUGCUAACGCUGCUGCAGGGAGUGGAUGGUCUAGAGGGCCUCCAAACCGUCACCCUGACCUCAUCUUCCCCGCCGACCGCGCCCGCUACCACGCCCGCCAUGGCAAGCCCAACUCCAGGCGCAGCGCGGUCUCGAGACACGGAUGAUCAAAACGAUACAAAGGUGAUGGGGUUUACUGUUGCCGUCGUGCUGGCCACCCUAGCCUUUUAUGCUGCCCUUUUUGCCAUUGGCCACGUGCGUGGCGUAUCUUAUCGGUACCAGUACCGGCGACAAUUUGCAGACGAUGAUCCCACGAACAAAAACACCAUUCAACUCGCUGGGCCCAUCAGCGAGCACCAAAGCGACCAUAGCGAGGACGGGCCUCUGGGUGUUUCUCAAAUCGCCAAUGACAUGGCCAGCGUCGUGAUUCAGCCCAUGGCUGAGCGUCCAGGAAGCGAGCAUGUCAAUUUGUCUGGUGGCCCCAUCAGCAUUAGCAACCCUCCCAGUCGCUCCAAUACCUGGGGAUCCGACCAACGACGUGCGACGGGAGCGAGCGUUGAGCUCGCAGGCGGGCGGUCCCGCACCCAUACCAACGCCAGCGCUGUCUAA
Messenger RNA from Monosiga brevicollis MX1, 2595 nucleotides. RefSeq lists its product as uncharacterized. Bases 1 to 2595 code for a protein of 864 amino acids. Lineage: Eukaryota; Choanoflagellata; Craspedida; Salpingoecidae. The record is from RefSeq and is a predicted model, not a curated record. Gene Ontology annotation, molecular function: protein binding. The transcript is spliced from 2 exons.